AUGUCUACUUCCGGGGGCGUUUCGAAAAUCUCCAAAUCUACAACCAGCCAUAAAAAAGGUACUAGUUGGAUGGCUGGUGUUUUUCGUUUCUGUACAACUUGCGUGCCUACUUCAAGUUCAUCAAAAAAACCAGUUCAGAUUGCACAACCUAUAAAUACAAUCCAUCCGACGCGUAAAUCAUUUGGUCGAUAUGAAAUUAUCGGGAAUUUAUUAGAACAAUUUUUAAAAGGAAAAUUACAACAUAAUUUUAAAUUUACUGAAUUACCAGAUGGUUAUUUUCUAAUUGAUGAAAUUAUUCAAUUACCUGAAUUUAAAAAUGAACAUUGUACAUAUGAUGAAAUAAUUGAUAUUGUACAUAUGGAUUCAUUAUUACGAUUUAGUGUAAGAGGAUCAAAAGUUCGUUUGAAACCACCGGAAUUAAAUAAAGAUCCUGAUGUAAUUUUAUCAAAAAAAUUAGCUUGGAUUCUACGUCAUGGAGCAGAGAAUGUUGGUAUGCAAUAUCAACCUGGUGGUUACCUUUAUGUCGAUAAAAUACUUCAAUUGAAACCAUUUCAAGGAGUUAAACUUGAAGAUAUUUCACGUGUUGUCAAUUCAAAUGAUAAAAAACGCUAUGAACUAUCAACAGAUCCAGAAAAUGGUCGAUUAAGAAUAAGAGCUUAUCAAGGUCAUACUGUUACAAUUGAAGGAUUAGAUAUUAAAUUAAUUGAAAACCCAGAAGACUACCCGACUGUAAUUCAUGGUACCUAUUUUCGUAAUUGGGAUUCUAUACGUAAAGAAGGUUUGAAACGUAUGCAACGUACUCAUAUACAUUUUGCACCAGGGGAAGUUGGUGAAACUGGUGUAAUUAGUGGAAUGCGUUCAAGUGCUGAAAUCAUUAUUUACAUUGAUUUAAUGAAAGCUAUGAAGGAUGGUUAUAAAUUUUAUUUAUCAAAAAAUAAUGUUAUAUUAUGUGAAGGCAAUAAAGAUGGUUGUUUACCGACAAAAUAUUUUUAUGCAGCAUAUCAACGAAAUCCACGUAGCCCAUAUUUACUACAAAAUGGAGAGGGGGGACUAGUCUGA
This is a messenger RNA of Schistosoma turkestanicum, 1059 nucleotides long. NCBI's taxonomy places the organism in Eukaryota, Metazoa, Platyhelminthes, Trematoda, Strigeidida, Schistosomatidae. The record is from the annotation of a GenBank genome assembly.